Molecule: messenger RNA, 1029 nt
Organism: Neurospora hispaniola
Lineage: Eukaryota; Fungi; Ascomycota; Sordariomycetes; Sordariales; Sordariaceae
Product: D-isomer specific 2-hydroxyacid dehydrogenase
Exons: 2
Coding region: 1-1029 (342 amino acids)
Molecular function (GO): NAD binding
Source: RefSeq, a predicted model, not a curated record
AUGCAGACGAGCCCAAUGCGGUCGACUCCCACCCGCUUUCUUUCCAGCAUCAACUCGCAUCUCUCUGCAGCAACAUCAAACAUGAAGCUCCUCUACCCCACCUCUCUCAAGCUGGAUGUCUCCCAGAUCGAGGGAUUCCCUUCCGUCACGCUCCACCCCUACGACGUCAAGGCUCCCAUCCCCGAGGAGCACGUCGACGCUGAGAUCCUCGUCACCUGGACCAACUCCUCCGACAACCUCAAAGAUGCCGUCAGCCGUCUGACCAAGCUGCGCUGGAUCCAGUCUCUCGCCGCCGGUCCCAAUGACGUUCUCAGCGCCGGCUUCGACACCUCCAAGGUUGCCGUCACCACCGGCUCCGGUCUCCACGACCACACCGUCGCCGAGCAUACCCUUGGUCUCCUUCUCAAUGCCGCCCGCAGGUUUUACGAGAUGCGGGAUUACCAGCUCCAGGGCAAGUGGCCCGGUCACCUCGGCGGUCCCCAGCCCGAUCGCCCCGCCGAUAGAUUCACCACCCUCCGUGACGCCCGCGUCUUGAUUUGGGGCUUCGGAAAUAUCGCAAAGACUCUCACCCCCUCUCUUGUGCAACUUGGAUCCCAGGUUCGCGGAGUUGCUCGCCGUCAAGAUGUCCGCAAUGGAAUCGAGGUAUACUCUGAGGACAGGCUUGCCGAGCUGCUACCAGAGACCGACGCCUUGGUUAUGAUCCUCCCUGGCGACCCAUCCACAAGGCACGCUCUCAAUGCCGAGAGGCUGAAGCUGCUCCCCAAGCACGCCUGGGUGGUCAACGUCGGACGCGGCACCUCCAUCGAUGAGGAUGCCCUCUACGACGCUCUUGUGGAGGAGAGGAUUGGCGGUGCCGCUCUCGACGUGUUCGAGACAGAACCUCUUCCUGAGCCAAGCAAGCUCUGGAAGGCCCCCAACCUCAUUCUCAGCCCACACGCGGCCGGCGGCAGGCCACAGGGUGCCGAACAGUUGAUCGUCGAGAAUUUGAGAAAGUUCUUGGCCGGUCAGCAGCUGAAGAACCUCAUUUAA